AUGGAUAAUAUCACAAUACCACCCGACACCAGUUGGAUGUCACCAUAUAGCAUUUCAACGCAGGUUUGUUUUGAAAAUAAGUUUUUGAAUUUUGAAUCUAGACAUUGAUUUGAUGCUAGAGCUACCAUAAUAUCGAUUUUUGUGUUUUCAAAAAAAAAACAAAAAUAAUAUUUUUAAAAAAUUGAAAUGAAUAUUCAAUAGAGCGCAUUUGCAAUAUAGAAUAAAGCACUAUUUUUGAUCUACCAAAAAUUUAAAAAAAUCAAAAAUCUCUAAAACUUUUAACAAAAUGUGCCCUCAAAUGCUGUGAUCUCCAAUUUCCAAUUCCCAAAUUCCAGAUUCUGGUAUGGUUGGUGAUAAUUGUUUUAAGUUUGGAAACAAUUAUUGGAAAUGCGAUGGUUAUAAUGGCAUAUCGAAUAGAACGCAAUAUCAGUAAACAAGUAAGCCCUCCUCUUACUCAUUUUCAAAAAAAAAAAACAAAACUCUACUCGAAAUUUUUCCAGGUUAGUAAUCGAUAUAUUGUAUCAUUGGCGAUAUCGGAUUUGAUUAUUGGAAUUGAAGGUUUUCCAUUUUUCACAAUUUAUGUCUUGAAUGGUUGGUUUUUCAUUCAAAAAAAAAAGAUUUCCGCUCAAAUUCAUAAAUUUUCAGGUGAUCGUUGGCCUUUGGGUGAAAUCGCUUGUCAAACGUGGCUAUUUUUGGAUUAUACUCUAUGUCUCGUCUCGAUUUUGACAGUUCUGUUAAUCACCGCCGAUCGAUAUUUGUCUGUUUGUCAUACCGCAAAAUAUUUGAAAUGGCAGAGUCCGACAAAAACGCAAGCAUUGAUUUUUAUGUCUUGGCUUUUGCCAGCAGUGAUUUUUGGAAUUAUGAUUUAUGGAUGGGAAACGAUUAGUAGAUCAAAAAGUGAUAGCACAAAAAAUGGGAAAUGUAAUGCGCCAUUUCUUGAUAAUCCAUAUGUUAAUAUGGGAAUGUAUGUGGCUUAUUAUUGGACAACUCUUGUAGCCAUGUUGAUUCUGUAUAAGGUUGGUUUUUGCAGAAAAAAAUUACAGAUUCUGGUAGAUCAAAUUUUUUUUCAGGGAAUUCACCAGGCCGCGAAAAAUUUGGAGAAAAAAGCUAAGGCAAAAGAGCGACGUCAUAUUGCACUAAUCUUGAGUCAACGACUUGGAACACAGGUUUGCUUUUUCUUGAUUUUUGAUCCCAAAUUUAUGGCUUUCAGGUUGGAGUUUCUUUGAUGCUUCAAUCAAAAGCGGAAAAAGAGCGGAAAGCGGAAGAAGCUCAAAAGGAUAGUGGAUAUACAAGUCAUCCAGCAGGGGUAAGAAUAAAAAACAGAAGAAAUUUAGAAUUUUUGAAAAAGUGCUCUUAUAACCCGCAUGGUUUUAUUCCUGAUUUUUUCCAUCUUGAUUUUUUUUCUAAUCCAUCAUUCAGGAUCUCAAUUCACGCCGGUUUGGAUUUUCCGAACCGGAAUCAAGUCAGUAUAGAAUUGAAUCGAAUGCAAAUAACACACUAAGCGUUGAGGUAAAACAAUGUGCAUACAUUUUCCAUAGACAAACGCAUGAAUAAUUUAAUGUUUGAGAAUAUUGUGAAUGUACUAACGGUUAGGGUUAGUAAUGGAGAUGAUGUAUGUAAUAUUUACAAAAGUAAUCAUGCAUGUAUAAUAUUCGUUUCUCUCUUGAAAAAAAAGAGAAACGUCGGCUAGACAUCAAUGAAACAUUGCUCAAAAAUGUUCAAAAAACGGAAAAAAAAACAACAAUCACCAAUUUUUUUUUGUUUAUUGUGUCGGAUUGAUUUAUUUGAUUAUACUUUUUUUCUAUUUUUUUCUGCAAAAAACGGAAGUGCAUCAAACUAAUAACAAAUUCAAAAAUUUUCAAAUCAAUCAUCCCGACAUAUAGCAACGUUAAUAUAUUGUUGAGUUCAAUUUGUCGUUUUUUUUGGGCAUCUGCAAAUAAUAAAUUAGUAUUUAUGAUUAUUUCAGGGGUCUGUCAACACGGAGAAUGAUCAGAAUUUGGGUGUUAUUGAGGAAGAGAGGAGUGGUUUUAUGUCGAGAAGGUUAGGAUUUUUAAUUUUUUGAAAAAAUGGCCACGCCCACUUAAAAAAUGGGGUUGAAAUUUGAAGAUUGUUUUUUUUGGACUUUGACUCAAUAUAUAUUAGUUAUCAGAACUUAGAAAAAACAUAAUUUUUUCAAAAAUUGUGCAUUUUGGCCACGCCCACUUUUGAAUGACAAUUUUAAUUUUCAUCCACGGGAUUCAACCACACUUGACGAAAGAAUGUCCUAAAAUUUUUGUGCAGCGUGAAAAUUUUUUCAGAAUAAAAAUUAUGCAGCGUGAAAUUUUGAAAUUUUCUGAAUAUUUUCAUCAAAAUCCGCUGAUAAUCAAUGAACAUUUCACUUUUUCGUGAAAAAAUGUGCAGUGAAAUUUAAAAAAAUUUUGAAAAUUUUCAUCAGCUUCCCGCCCGAAUCGAAAUUUUGGUUUGGGCGGGAAUUUUUAUUCGAAAAUUUUUAUACAGUAUCCUUUUUUGACACGUCUCGUCAGGCGUGAAUUCAAAUGAAUGGCCAAAUCAAAAUAAAUCUAACAUAAGCAAUUUUCCAGGGAGAGCAAUGAAAGUUAUUAUCCUGGACCUCAUCCAACAGCUGCAAAUUCUCGAAGAUGUAGUGAGAUGGAAAGAGUAUCAUUAUUAAGUGAUAAUGAAGGUACAACCACUACAGUAAGACCACAAAGAGGAUACGGUCGAUUAUCAUUACGAUCACGAUAUAGUGCAUCAGAGAGUAUAACACAUGAAGAAGAACAACCAAUUGAAAAAGCAGAUAGUCUUCGAAAACUCUUUGCUGAUGAUGAAUUGAAUUCGGUUUUGAAUUUCAAAGAAGAAGACAAAUUGAAAACUGCUGAUUCAAAUAAUGAUAGUGAUACAACAUCUGUGAUACUUCAACAACAAAGUAGUAGGAAAUAUAAGAAAAAUAGGAAACCAAGAUCUACACGAAGAUCGAAUUCUUCAACGCCGAGAAGGAUUGCGAAGAUUAAACAAGUUGAUGAGAAUGGAGGGGCUUCGGCAUCAAUUGAAACUCAUGUAAGGGGGUAGGGUUUAUUUUAAAAACACAAUAUUUUUUGCAGAACGAGCCGGAUACUGAGGUGAUUGAAGUGAAGAGAGCUGAUCGAUGGGUAGUUUCGAUGAAAAAACGGAUAGCUCAAGCGCUGAUCCGAAGGAGGAGCACUCGAAGAGAAAGAUCGAGUAGCAGUAAUAGCGAGUUAGUUUUUUUCCAGAGAUUAGAGGGUAUCGGGGAGGGAGAGAGAGAGAUUUGAGAACUCCCCCAAAAAUCUUUGAAUUCCAGUGACUCUUCAUCGGAUGUUGAAACAAAUCCAUCCAACCCAGAACGAUGUAAUAGUUUGAAAAUCCCACAAUUAACUGUGAAUGAAGCGCCAAAUCAACCAACAGCCACUGAUCCUCCACCAACUCCUGCACCAACCAAAACAGAAACAUUUUUAAGUGCCGCCGGGUUAGUUGCGUGUGAUCUUAUGUUAGAAACAAUUUUCAGUUCCUGAUUUGUUUGAUUCUAACAAAUCCUUGGUUGUAGAUUGUUAUUCAGUUUAUAUAAUAUUCAGAGUCUCCAGAAAAAUCUCGACAAUUUCAACGGCGAUUACGCGAGAAAAAGUGAUAUCAUCAAUUUUCGCACCAAUUGCUGUUUUUAAUCGAGGAAGAAAACAAACAAAAGCUGAGAAAAGAGCGCAUAAGGCUUUCAGGUUGGUAUUUAUUCAUUUAGAGUUGGAUUGGAUUAAAAAUGUUUUUUUUUUCAGAACAAUCACUUUUAUUGUUGGAUUUUUUGCAAUUCUUUGGUCGCCAUAUUAUAUAAUGGUAAAAAAACUUGGAUGGGGAGGGGGUUAAAAAUUCAGGGUUUGGUCUAUUGAGUCAUUCUCGAAAAUUCUAGACAGAAAUUAAAUUUUUAAACCUUGAUCCAUGAAAAUAUAGGUUUAAAUUCUCGAGUUAGCGUAACUUCAAAAAGAAAUUCUGGAUAAUUUUCGAUAAACAUUAAAUUUUUUUAAAAAGAUUCUUGAAUAUUUUUCACCAUUUUCGAAAAACCUAUUUUUCCCAUCUCAAAACUCAUUUUUUUUCCAGGCCACAUUAUUCGGUUUCUGUGGUAAUAACUGUAUUCCGCCAUCAAUUUUUACAAUGUCAUAUUAUAUGUGUUAUUUGAAUAGUAGUGGUAAUCCGUUUGCAUACGCUUUAGCUAAUCGACAAUUUCGUUCGGCAUUUAUGCGCAUGUUCCGCGGAAAUUUCAACAAAGUUGCAUGA
This is a messenger RNA of Caenorhabditis angaria, 4275 nucleotides long. The record is from the annotation of a GenBank genome assembly. NCBI's taxonomy places the organism in Eukaryota, Metazoa, Nematoda, Chromadorea, Rhabditida, Rhabditidae.